Molecule: messenger RNA, 2475 nt
Organism: Adineta ricciae
Lineage: Eukaryota; Metazoa; Rotifera; Eurotatoria; Adinetida; Adinetidae
Source: the annotation of a GenBank genome assembly
AUGGAUGAAUUGCAAAACCCAGAAAGCGAACCAGUUCCAAAACCAGCUGUAGAUCCCGACACCAAUGUCAAGGAAAAUGAAGAUAGCCAGAAAAAUUCAGAUUCUACUGAUGACGUUUCUCCACCAGAAAACCCUGACCAGAAUCAUGAACCAGAACCAAACGCAUUAACCAAAGCAUCUCCAACUUUAGAAAGCGAUCAAAAACCUAAAGAUUCCCCAACAGAAACAUCAAGUGCAACUGCUGAAGGAGACUCUGUACAAGAUCCGCCAAUAGCACCUACUGACGCAACAAUUACCGAAGGAGAUGUACCAACAGCGAGUGAACCAGAAACAUCUCCUGCUGAGGCAACGAGCGAAGCAGUUCAAGGUUCAGAUACAUCAGGCGAAGUAACAAAGGCAGCGAGUGAACCAGAAACAACUCCUGCUGAGGCAGCUGAAGGUUCAGAUACAUCAGGUGAUCUGACAAAGGCAGCGAGUGAACCAGAAACAACUUCUGCUGAUGCAACGAGCGAAGCAGUUGAAGCUCCAGAUACAUCAGGUGAUCUGACAAAAGCACCGAGUGAAUCAGAAACAACGCCUGCUGAGGCAACGAGCGAAGCAGCUGAAGGUCCGGAUACAUCAGGAGAAGUAACAAACGCAACGGCUGAAGGUCCAGAUACAUCAGGUGAUCUGACAAAGGCAGCGAGUGAACCAGGAACAUCUCCUGCUGAGGCAGCUGAAGGUCCAGAUACAUCAGGAGAAGUAACAAAGGCAGCGAGUGAACCAGGAACAUCUCCUGCUGAGGCAGCUGAAGGUCCAGAUACAUCAGGAGAAGUAACAAAGGCAGCGAGUGAAGCAGAAACAACUUCUGCUGAGGCAACGAGCGAAGCAGUUGAAGCUCCAGAUACAUCAAGUGAUCUGACAAAGGCAGCGAGUGAACCAGAAACAACUUCUGCUGAUGCAACGAGCGAAGCAGUUCAAGGUUCAGAUACAUCAGGCGAAGUAACAAAGGCAGCGAGUGAAGCAGAAACAACUUCUGCUGAUGCAACGAGCGAAGCAGUUCAAGGUUCAGAUACAUCAGGAGAAGUAACAAAGGCAGCGAGUGAAGCAGAAACAACUUCUGCUGAGGCAACGAGCGAAGCAGUUCAGGGUUCGGAUACAUCAGGCGAAGUAACAAACGCAACGGCUGAAGCAGUUGAAGCUCGAGAUACAUCAGGUGAUCUGACAAAGGCAGCGAGUGAAGCAGUGGACACAUCAAUGGCGCCAACGGCGAAUGACGUGGCAAGCAUAGAAGGUGAUCCACGGACGGUACCUGAUGAUACAAAAAAGACCGCUGACGAAGUAACAUUAGGCACAGCAGCACUAGUGGAUGGUGGCAAUGGACUAACGACAACAGCUACGGAUUCGACAAACGCAAGUGAUGAACCAAAAUCAAUAUAUGGUAAUUCAGUAAAUGUAGAGGAUGAAACAAAAGUUCCAGACGAUAUACCUCCUACAACGAAUGUGGAAGAUCUAUCAACUUCAGAAACUACUGAGCCAGCAACUUCAACCAAUACAUCGCCAGAAACAGCUCUGAACUCUGCAAAUGCUGAAGAUAGUGCGAAAGCAUCGUUAGCAGGCUCACAAGCCGGAAUUAAUGGUACAACAGCAGUGUUUCAGGACUCGGCAAAUACAAAUAAUGAAGCGAGAACCGGCAGGGACGAUGCAGAUGGCAAAAACCAAGUGGAUCCAGUAUCAAAUCAAGAAGAUUUAUUAGCAUCACCAUUAACUAAUAAAGACGAUCGAACAUCAAGGAAAUCUGUCAGUGUUGAAGCUAAUGAAGAUACUGUACCAGUACCUGUUAACAAUGAUGAAGAUCUUCUGCAAAGCAGCAAGAACCAAAUACCAGAGAAACGUAUUGAUCAGCUUGUGAACUCACGUAUUACAACAGCAUCCCCUAAUGACAGAACGAAUGUCAAAUCAGCAUCUGACGAUGAGAUACUUCGUACCAAUGAAACGUCCAAAACGCUCAAUCGGGACGUCGAAAUAGGAACUGCUGAAGAAAUAGAGACUCUUCUUGAACCCAGAAAGCCAAAACCAACGCCAAGCCAAUCGGAUGAUAUCGUAGACAAAAUUAUGUCAUUAUCAGAAAAGUUUACAGUAGUUGCUGUAAUAGCUGGUAUUCUAAUGUUUCUACCCAUAGCUCAAGUAGUCAUUGGUAGCUUGUACAAGAACAGUUGUCCUUUAAAUAAUCUUAUUCCAACGUAUCUUCUCGUGUCUGGUAUUCUUGGCAUAUGCUUACUCAUAUCCAUCGUUUGUAUGGGAUGUGUUUGGAUAUUCGGCGCAAGUACAUUUAUACAAUUUACUAAUCCUUUAGAUACAUACUAUUAUUGUGAUGUGACAGUUUUCUAUGGUGCUUUCAUAACAUUGAUCAUUACUUCUGUACUCGUGGUUAUUUUUAUGUGUGGCAGCUGCUGUAUUCGAGCAGCGCGACUCGAACCUGAUGAAGAAGUUUAA